AUGUCAAAAGCUACGCUCGCUAUCAUCGCAGCCGCUGGCGUAGCAACAGGCGCCGGUGUCACUGCCCUGUUAUACUCCUCCAGCUCGUCUCGUCACCAGCCUCACUAUCCUCCACCAGCUGCUCGGGCACCCCCUCCGCCGCCCACAAGCUCUCCUGUCGCCACCGCUGCCCGUGUCUCACCGCCGGUCCUUCCAACCACCCGCUACCCAGUUGACCCCAGCGGACUAUUCCAAUAUGGCUUCCCUGGCCCAGUCUCAGAUGUUAUCGAUAGCCCUUCCUUAACAGCCGGAUUCGACCGUCGAACCCGUAAUCCAGCCUGGGUAGCCGAACACAUAACUCCUGAAUCCGUAGCCCAGCGAGACGGAGACCGAUCUCACAGCCAAUUCUACGAAGAAGAAUCCAUCCCAAGUGCUUUCCGCGCACGACUAAGCGAUUAUUACCGCUCCGGAUAUGAUAGAGGACACCAAGUGCCUGCAGCAGACGCCAAAUGGAGCCAGGAAGCAAUGAAUUCUACUUUCUCGUUGGCAAACAUGUGCCCUCAAGUCGGAGAGGGUUUCAACCGCGACUACUGGGCCCACUUUGAGGAUUUCUGCCGAAGGCUGACACAGAAAUACCCAUCUGUCCGCAUUGUCACUGGCCCGCUCUACCUACCCAAGCGUGAUCCCGCUGACGGGAAGUGGAAAGUCAGCUAUGAGGUGAUUGGCAACCCCCCCAACGUUGCUGUGCCCACGCAUUUCUACAAAGUCAUCUUUGCCGAAGAUGGGAAUGGAGAGGACGGCAAAGUCAGUCUUGGAGCAUUCGUGCUUCCUAACGCCAGGAUUCCAAACGAUAAGCGAUUGCAGGAUUUUGAGGUGCCGUUGGAAGCCAUUGAGCGUGCCAGUGGACUUGAGUUUGCUAGCAAACUACUUCCUUACAGACGCGGUGUGCUCUGCCAGGAGGUAAAGUGCGAUAUCACUGUUCGUGAAUUCAAAAAGGCAAGCGACAGGAAGAGCCUGCCACCCCGAUGA
Molecule: messenger RNA, 1008 nt
Organism: Nannizzia gypsea CBS 118893
Lineage: Eukaryota; Fungi; Ascomycota; Eurotiomycetes; Onygenales; Arthrodermataceae
Exons: 1
Coding region: 1-1008 (335 amino acids)
Biological process (GO): apoptotic DNA fragmentation
Cellular component (GO): nucleus; mitochondrial inner membrane
Molecular function (GO): single-stranded DNA endonuclease activity; metal ion binding; nucleic acid binding
Source: RefSeq, a predicted model, not a curated record